Molecule: messenger RNA, 4881 nt
Organism: Galeopterus variegatus (Sunda flying lemur)
Lineage: Eukaryota; Metazoa; Chordata; Mammalia; Dermoptera; Cynocephalidae
Product: nascent polypeptide-associated complex subunit alpha, muscle-specific form-like
Exons: 3
Coding region: 1-4881 (1626 amino acids)
Source: RefSeq, a predicted model, not a curated record
AUGUAUUUGGGAAAGUUGGGCUGCAUAACUCACCUUUUUGUUUUGUUUUUUCUCUUCCCUUUAUCUCCUAUUUGCUUUUUUCCUCCAGCUUUGCUUCCUAGGUCUUCAACCUUGAGUGUCACUACUGCCUUAGAGCAGCCUAGACCUACCCUUAAUCCUCCUUGCUCCUUGGCCCCUCAACAAUGCCCUUUGGCAACUGCUCCCCAGCCUCCCCCAUUCCCUUCUCCCUCUAGUAUUUCCUCAACCCCUUUUGAAGUUCCUUUUCCUCAGUCAUCCUCUGGGACAGCCCAGCCUUUGGGAACUGCCCCUGACACCCCUACUUUCCUACCAAACCUAAUAGGGCCUCCCAUCUCCCCAGCUGCCUUAGCUCUGGCUGCUCCCAUGAUAACUCCAACUCUAAAAGGUGCCCAUUCCUCUUCAACUCCCUUAGCUCUGGUUGCCUUGGCUCCCCACUCAGUUCAGAAAAGUUCUGUUUUUCCACCUAACCCUUUUACCUCACCUCCUUCAGUUACUGUAGCUGAGUCAGCGUCACUGACAUCUCUGUCAGCCCCCAUUGCUCCCUCAGAACCAAAAACCUCUCCUAUUCAAGCUCCUUCUCAGGUUGUCCCUAAUCCGGAAAGUGCCCCCAGUCCUCCAGGUAUAGUCAGUGCAAUUCCUUCCCGCCUUGUAACUACCUUGGCCUCUGUUCAGUCUGGAAUAGCCUCCUGUCCUCAGAUACCAUCCACCACUCCCCUAGCCAUCACUUCCCCUCAAGUCAAAAGUAUACCCACUUCCUCAGCUCUGGCUUCUCCACAAAACCUAGUAAGCUUCAGCCUAAAGGGUCCUGUUAGUCCACCUGCUGCCUUAUCCUCUUCAACCCAGUCUAUUCCUACGGUGACCUCUUCUCAGAAAACUAUGGCUCCAAGCAUCCCUCCAGUUUUCUCCACUCCUUUGGGCUCUCAUCUUUCACCUUUACAUCAGAGUUCUUUCAGUUCUUCUGUCCAACAUGUAGAUCAAACAGGUCCUACUGCUCUGUCAGAUCCUACAAUGAAUACCAUUUCUGUAGAUCAUUCCUCCAUAAGGGCCUCUUAUCAUUCUGAGGGAUCUGUAAUUCCUCCCCUUUCUUCCAGAAAUGAGGUGGUUCCUGCUGCUGUUGCUGCUUUUUCAGUGGGGGCUCCGCCUUCUCCUCUGGCUCCAUCUGUUGACAAAAGCCCUUCUAGCAUCGCUAGCAUAACCUCUUACAACCCUUCUGGCUCCCUAAAUGUAGCUACCUCUUCUUCAUUAUCUCCUGCUGCCCCUCUCAUUCUCAAAGGCUCUCCUGUUGCCACUCAUCAUCAGUCUUUAAUGGCCCAGAUUCCUGUUUCUCCAGGAAGUCCAGGCUUGAAAGAAGCUCCUGUUUCUUCUGUUGGAGCCACCCAACUUGUGAUGACUAAUCCCUCGACAAUUUCUGCAGUAUCUACUAUCUUGGAUGUAGCUACUUGUCUCUCUCCAAUUUCAUCAGUUCCCACAGGUAGUCAAGAACCAACAUCCUCUACUGCCUUGGUUAUGGCACCUGUGGCUUCCAAAGAGCUUCCUACUCAAGUAGCAACCACUCUGGGGAUACCAGUCUCUCUUCCUGUGCCAGCCCCUGAAGACCUCAAAAAUCUCCCUACUUCAUUAUUGGUAAAGUUCCCAACACAAAAAGAUCUCCAAACUGUACCUGCCUCUCUUGUUUUUUCAGCCGGGGCAGGACUCCCUACCAAGAAAGACCCUACUCUACCACCAUUGGCCCUGGCAACCCCUAAAAAUUCCCCCUCUACCCAAAGUACUUCAUCUUCUCUGGAGAUCACUCUCUCUCCUGAAGCCUCCCCAGCGAGGAAGAGCCCUGUUGAACCCCACCCUGUAGGUGAGCCAGCCAGUGCUACUCCUCUGGGUGAUAACUCCCCGACCUCUGUAAUCAAGACAGAUCCUCAUGCAAGCCCAGACCCUGCAGGUCUGCUUCUCAAAAGUUUAGUGACUACAUUUCCUUUGGAAAGUGCUGACCCUGCUAGGGUGGCUCCUACAACUGCUAAAGUUACCUCCAAUCCUGCAGUUACAGCCAGCCCUUUUCUAGAAGGACCUGUCUUUUUAGCUCCUAAACACCACCCAGCUAAGAAGGGUACUUCCUCUCUUACUACUUUACCUUCGGUUCCUCCAACAUCUGGAAGUUGCCCUGUGACUUCAACUGUGACUUUAUCCCCCCAGAAUGUUUCUACUUCUCUAGCUGCUUUGGUACCGGCCCCUGAAAUUCCAAAACCUGUGCUCUUUCCCUCUCUUCCCCUAACUGGGACUUCUACGGGUGCAAAGAAAUUUGAUGGUAUUUCUCAUACCUUAACAGUGGGAGCUGUGGCUUCCUCUCCUGAAGGGUGCCCUGCUAAGGACUCUGGUGGUUCUGUUACUGAGUCUUCCAAAGGAACUCUGACUUACCUAGCUGACUCCCCAUCUCCUUUAGGGACUAGUGUGUCUCCUCAAACUAAAAGACCUCCAACCAAAAAGGAAUCUGCUAUCCCUGAUGCUCCUGUUGGAAGUCUCUCAUCCCCUGUUUCUCCCAUUGAAACUUCCUUUCUUCCGGAGGCCAGUCUUUCUUUUCAAGGACCUAAAGUCUCACACACCAAGAAGCAUUCUUCCACUCCUCCAACUAUGACUCUUCCCUCCCCCAAAAAGGCCCCAGCAACUCGAGCCUCCAAAGGAGGCCCAGCUAUCCCAUCUCCCAAAGGGGUCCCCACUUGCCCACCUGUGACUCCUCCCUCCCCCAAAAAGAAUCCAUCCCCCAAAGGAGGUCCAGCUACCCCAGCUCCUAAAGGGCCCCCCACUUCCCCAGCCAUGACUCUUCCCUCACCCAAAGCCCACACACCCCCAGCUGUGAUUUCUCCCUCAUCCAAAGAGUCCCUAGCUACCCCAUCCCCAAAUGAAGCUGCCACUCCCCCAGCUGUGACUCCUCCCUCCCCCGAAGAGGCCCCAGCAACUUCAGUCCCCAAAGGAGCUCCAGCCAAACCCAAAGGGGCCCUCACUCCUCCAGCUAUGACUCCUCCUUCUCUCAAAAAGGCCCCAGCAAUUCCAGCCCCCAAAGGAAGCCCAGCUAGCCCAUCUCCCAAAGGUACUCCCAGUACCCUAGCUGUUACUCCUCCCCAAAAAGCCCCAACUACCCCGGCUGAGACUCCUUCCCCCAAAGAGGCCCCAGCAACUCCACCACCCAAAGGAGCUCCAGCUACGCCAUCCUCCAAAGGGGCUCCCACUCCUCCAGCUUUGACUUCUCCCUCUCCCAAAGAGGCUCCAGCAACUCCAGCACCUAAAGGAGCUCCAGCUACCCCAUCCUCCAAAGGGGCUCCCACUCCUCCAGCUUUGACUUCUCCCUCUCCCAAAGAGGCUCCAGCAACUCCAGCACCUAAAGGAGCUCCAGCUACCCCAUCCUCCAAAGGGGCUCCCACUCCUCCAGCUUUGACUUCUCCCUCUCCCAAAGAGGCUCCAGCAACUCCAGCACCCAAAGGAACUCCAACUACCCCAUCCUCCAAAGGGGCUCCCACUCCUCCAGCUUUGACUUCUCUUUCUCCCAAAGAGGUUCCAGCAACUCCAGCUACCCCAUCCUCCAAAGGGGCUCCCACUCCCCCAGCUGUGACUUCUCCCCCUCCAAAAGAGGCUCCAGCAACUCCAGCUACCCCAUCCUCCAAAGGGGCUCCCACUCCUCCAGCUUUGACUUCUUCCUCUCCCAAAGAGGCUCCAUUAACUCCAGCUACCCCAUCCUCCAAAGGGGCUCCCACUCCCCCAGCUGUGACUUCUCCCUCUCCAAAAGAGGCUCCAGCACCCAAAGGAGCUCUAGCUACCCCAUCCUCCAGAGGGGCUCCUACUCCCCCAGCUGUGACUCCUCCCUCCCCCAAAAAGAUCCCAGCUACUUCAGCCCCCAAAGGGGUCCCUCCUCCCCCAGCUGUGACUUCUCCCUCUCUCAAAGAUGCCCCAGCAACUUCAGCCCCCAGAGGAGUUCCGGCUACUCCAUCCCCCAAUGGUGCUCCAGCUACCCCAGCUGUUACUCCUUCCCCCAAAAAGGCCCCAGCUACCCUGUUCCCCAAAGGAGCCCCCACUCAUUCAGCUGUGACUCCUCCCUCCCCCAGAGAGGCUCCCAUGCCCACUGCUGUGUCUUCUUCUCCCAAAGGCUCCCCUACUUCCCCAGUUUCAGUCACAUGUACCAUGGGGGCCAUUGCCCCUCGGGCAUCUAAAGGACUCUCAGCAAAGAAAGGCCUCACUGCUCCUAAAGAAGGACUUACUGCUGCAACUUCAGAAAGUGUACCAGUCAUUACAGCUCCCACUCAGAAAGGUCUACCAGCCAAGAAGAGUUCUGCUAAUUCACCUCCUAUUUGCCCAGAUCCCUCAGCUAAGAAUGGUACUAAAGGACCCCUUUCAAAGACUGCAAAAGCCCUCCAUAUUUCUCCUGCAAAGGACAAAGAUUCUUUUCAUUCCCCGAAGGGCCCCUUGACUCCUUUUGAGUCUAAGACAUCUACCGCUCUAGUAGCACCUACCUCUGAAAAGGUCCUUUCUAAAGCUGGAUCAGCAGCAUCUGUCUCUCCAGCACCCACUCCACCAGUCUCUCUGCCUCUUGCUCCCUCCCUAGUUCCCCCUCUGCUUCCUAAACAGCAGUUUCUGCCAUCCUCACCUGGCCUGGUGCUGGAAUCACCCUCUAAGCCCCCAACCCCUGCUGAGGAGGAUGAGCUGCCGCCUCUGAUUCCCCCGGAACCAGUUUCUGGGGGAGUACCUUUCCAGUUGGUCCUCGACAACAUGCCCACCCCCAAACCUGCUGGGAUCACUGCCCCACCCCCCUCUGCCAAGCAGCCUGUUUUGAAGAACAACAAGGACUUAGUAAUGACCAGUUGCCCACGGAUUCUCUUUUCUUAA